This is a messenger RNA of Triticum aestivum (bread wheat), 1503 nucleotides long. Its product is annotated as protein IRX15-LIKE. Bases 269 to 1294 code for a protein of 341 amino acids. Lineage: Eukaryota; Viridiplantae; Streptophyta; Magnoliopsida; Poales; Poaceae. Gene Ontology annotation, biological process: xylan biosynthetic process. The record is from RefSeq and is a predicted model, not a curated record. The transcript has 2 exons.
ACCAACCCGACCCAGCCCACCCGCGGCCGGCCGAGCAGACCCAUCCCCUCCCCUCCCUCCUCCACCGGCAUUGCUUCCCCUCCACCUCCACCCCCACCCACACCGCCACCGCCCCCUCCCUCCCCAUAACUAUCCCAGCCCACUCGCUGUCACCCGGAGCAGAUCGAUCCGGGCGGCCGCCUCAGAUUGCCGUUCUUCAGUCCAAUCCGUAUCGCCGCCGCGUUUCUUGGUCGGGCGGCUGGUUGGCGGGGAGGGGGGCAGGCGGGGGAUGAAGGGGCUGGGGGGCGGGCCGAAGGUGCUGCUGGUGCACUCCUCGUCCAACAAGCCGUCCGGCGGCGGGUCGGGGUCGCCGUGGAUGGGGCGGCGUCGGCUGUGGCUCGUCGUCUUCCUGGCCUGCUUCGCGUGCGUGUCCCUCGCCUCGCUGCUCUCCGCCGCGCGCGACGCGUCCUCGGCCGUCGGCGCCAGGCGGAGGGCCACGGGGUCGGCUUCGGGGGCCAGGCUCGCAGUGUCGGCGGGCGCGCGGAGGGCCGCGGCUGCGAAGGGGGAUGAGGCGGCGGGGCCGGGGCUGCCGGCGUACGUGUUCGACGCGCUGGUGCAGUACGCGGCGGUGGGCGGCAACACGUCCGGGAGCAUGCCGGCGGCGGACGUGCGCGCCAUCGCGGCGGCGCUGAAGCGGCGGGCCCCCUGCAACCUGCUGGUGUUCGGGCUGGGCGGGGAGACGCCGCUGUGGCGCGCGCUCAACCACGGCGGGCGCACCGUGUUCCUGGACGAGAACCAGUGGUACGUGUCCCACCUGGAGGGGCGGCACCCGGGGCUGGAGGCCUACGACGUGGCCUACACCACCACCGUCCGCGAGUUCCCGGACCUCCUCGAGGCCGCCCGCGCCGCCCGCGCCGCCGAGUGCCGCCCCGUCCAGAACCUCCUCUUCUCCGACUGCCGCCUCGCCAUCAACGACCUCCCCAACCAGCUCUACGACGUCGCCUGGGACGUCAUCCUCGUCGACGGCCCGCGCGGGUACACGGCGUCGUCGCCGGGGCGGAUGUCGGCGAUAUUCACGGCGGGCGUGCUGGCGCGGGCGCGGAAGGAGGAGGGCGCGGCGACGGACGUGCUGGUGCACGACUACGAGCGGGAGGUGGAGCGGGCGUGCUCCAGGGAGUUCCUGUGCGAGGAGAACCGCGUGCCGGCGAGCAGCACGCGGUCGCUCGCCCACUUCGUCAUCCGCGGCGGCCGCGCCGUCCGCCGGGACGCCUUCUGCGGCCGCGCCGCCGCCGCCACCGACACCGCCGCGCAGUAGAUUAGAGAGAGAUUUGUUUUCCUUUUCUCUUUUUUUUUUACUCCGGUAACUCAUCCCUUCUCUCUCUCCUAGUGGUGUCUUUUUUACCGUCGUCUGAUAGCCAGUGAUGAUGUCGGCAUGUGGUGAAAAAAGGGCGCCUGUGAAAGCUCGACCAAGCUGUAAAAAUCGGUGAUGAGAGGAAUGAAUUGCUGUGGUCACAGCUCACGCCA